UCUGUCUUUCCCCACACUUCUACCCGCUUUUCAACCAAAACCUUGAUAAUGCUCGAUAACGCUUACUCUAACAAAUUUCUCGUCAUUCCCGAUCAAAAAGAUGAGUAAUAGCCAGGAUAAGACGUGACUGGUUGAAUCUUCUCAAUGAAAUAUCAUGCAACACUGGAAUAGAUUUGUAAUCUGCGGUAUAGUCUUUUCAUUCUUUGGAGCUAUAUUCGUCUUAUCAUGUAUCCUAACGAUAGAUAGCCUGCUAGUGAUUAUCGACUACCAUUCGCUGGAAGAAACAUUCAAUCCCGAUGUCAUUCCUUCAUCUGUUUGGUUGGAAGACAACUCGGAAGAAGGACAAAAUCUCCAAGAGUUAAAGAUUGUGUGCUACUUGACAAUGCCUGGCGCUGAUGAAACAUCACAUCUAAGUCCUGCAGACAUUGAUCCAUUGCUCUGUACUCACCUCAUAGUGGGAUUUGGCAGUGUUGUUAAUUGCACACUAACAUUGGGAGACAAUUUCCAAGUAUAUCAAAGUGCUAGUAAAUUAAAAUCCAAAAACCCUGACUUGAAAGUUAUGAUUAGCGUUGGUGGGAUCAAUGAGAUAUCCUCUGGCUUUCCAGAAAUGACGCAAAAUCAUACAAAUAGAAAAAUAUUCAUUAGAUCAGUAUUGAAUCUUACCAAAACUCUUAAUCUCGAUGGGCUGGACAUAGACUGGGAGUUCCCAGCCUGGCUUGACGUAGAUGGACGGCAAAAAAUUCACUACAUUCAAUUGCUCCAUGAGUUACGAAAGGCGUUUGACAAAAGAAACCAAAAAUUAGUGCUAUCUGCUGCUGUUGCGGCACCUGAGGCUAUCAUAGACCAAAGCUACAAUGUACCUCAAAUGGCUGAAUAUCUAGAUUUCGUGAACUUAAUGGCUUAUGAUUAUCAUUACUUCACUCGUUAUUUGCCAUUGACCGGCUUCAAUGCCCCGCUGUUUCCUAGUUCCAAGGAAAUAAAUUAUCUGUCACCUGCAAACGUGAAUCGCUCAGCACAUUAUUGGGUGGAGAAGGGAAUGCCUCACAGUAAAAUAGUUGUUGGUAUACCGACUUAUGGCCAUUCCUAUCAUUUAAUUAAUCCGGCUAAUAAUGGAAUAGAAGCUCCCUGCAGUGAUUAUGGCACAUUGGGCUUUGGUGGAUUCGUUUCUUAUUCAAAUAUCUGUGCUUUUUUGAGUAAUGGGACGAUGCGUGUUUUUGAUGAUGAGAGUAAAGUUCCUUACGCCGUCCAGAACACAGAGUGGAUAUCUUACGAUGACGUUACCAGUAUAACGAUCAAAGCAAACUGGCUCCGAUCAGCUGGGUUUGGCGGAGCGAUGGUAUUUUCCUUAAACGCAGAUGAUUGGAAUUCAACUUGUGAGAAAAAUUUAUCAUUCCCAUUAACACGUACUGUUACAAAAAUCAUUCGAAAUUGAAUUAUACCGGCGAUAAAUACAAUACGUCACAGUAUUAUAUUUAUGAAAAUUGUAUACUUUAUUAUCUGAGGUAAUACAGGUUAUUUAUAAUA
Athalia rosae (coleseed sawfly) is the source of this 1524-nucleotide messenger RNA. RefSeq names its product chitinase-3-like protein 2. The transcript has 6 exons. Gene Ontology annotation, molecular function: chitin binding; chitinase activity. The coding region runs from base 155 to 1432 and encodes 425 amino acids. The record is from RefSeq and is a predicted model, not a curated record. Lineage: Eukaryota; Metazoa; Arthropoda; Insecta; Hymenoptera; Athaliidae. Gene Ontology annotation, biological process: chitin catabolic process; carbohydrate metabolic process. Gene Ontology annotation, cellular component: extracellular region.